GCCCGUGCCGGGGCGAUGGCAGCGGCGGGGGGCGCGGGGCCGCUGUCGGGGGGUGCGGCGGGGCGCUCCAAGGUGGCGCCGAGCGUGGACUUCGACCACAGCUGCUCGGACAGCGUCGAGUACCUGACCCUCAACUUCGGGCCCUUCGAGACGGUGCAUCGCUGGCGCCGCCUGCCGCCCUGCGACGAAUUCGUGGGAGCCCGGCGCAGCAAGCACACGGUGGUGGCCUACCGCGAUGCCAUCUACGUCUUCGGCGGUGACAACGGAAAAACAAUGUUGAAUGACCUGUUAAGAUUUGAUGUGAAAGAUUGCUCUUGGUGCAGGGCUUUUACUACUGGGAGUCCUCCAGCACCUCGGUAUCACCAUUCAGCAGUAGUUUAUGGGAGCAGCAUGUUUGUGUUUGGUGGCUACACUGGAGACAUUUACUCCAACUCCAAUUUGAAGAAUAAAAAUGAUCUCUUUGAGUAUAAGUUUGCAACUGGCCAAUGGACAGAGUGGAAGACAGAAGGAAGAUUGCCAGUUGCAAGGUCAGCUCAUGGUGCAACAGUGUAUAGUGACAAACUGUGGAUCUUUGCAGGGUAUGAUGGAAAUGCUCGGUUAAAUGAUAUGUGGACGAUUGGCCUACAGGACAAAGAGCUGACAUGCUGGGAAGAGAUUGAACAGAGCGGUGAGAUCCCUCCUUCAUGCUGUAAUUUUCCUGUGGCUGUUUGCAAAGACAAGAUGUUUGUGUUUUCAGGCCAGAGUGGAGCAAAGAUCACCAACAAUCUCUUUCAAUUUGAAUUCAAGGAAAAAAUUUGGACGCGAAUUCCUACCGAGCACUUACUUCGGGGUUCUCCUCCUCCUCCACAGCGAAGAUAUGGCCAUACCAUGGUUGCCUUUGAUCGCCAUCUCUACGUGUUUGGUGGUGCGGCAGAUAAUACAUUACCUAAUGAACUUCACUGCUAUGAUGUAGACUCUCAGACAUGGGAAGUUAUCCAGCCCAGUCCUGAUAGUGAGCUGCCUAGCGGGAGACUUUUCCAUGCUGCAGCUGUCAUCUCAGAUGCCAUGUAUAUCUUUGGAGGGACAGUGGACAAUAAUAUUAGAAGUGGAGAAAUGUACAGAUUCCAGUUUUCUUGUUACCCAAAAUGUACUUUACAUGAAGAUUAUGGAAGACUGUGGGAAAACAGACAGUUCAGUGACUUGGAGUUCGUUUUGGGAGAGAAAGAAGAACGAGUCCGUGGUCAUACAGCAAUUGUCACAGCUCGCUGCAAAUGGCUAAGGAAGAAAAUUAUACAGGCAAAGGAAAGAUUGAAACAGAAAUCUAAGCAAGAGAUUGAAGAAGAGGGACGAGAGAUGUCCCAGAAGGAAGGCGUAGGUGGUAAUGUUAAGCCAUGCCGCCAGCAGCCGCAGCUGGAGGUGACUAUCCGGGAAGCUGAAGCACAGCCCUUUGAGGUGCUCAUGCAGUUCUUGUACACAGAUAAAAUAAAAUAUCCACGCAAAGGUCAUGUGCAGGAUGUUCUUCUUAUCAUGGAUGUGUACAAACUAGCCCUGAACUUCAAGCUCUCUCGACUAGAACAGCUCUGCGUCCAGUAUAUUGAAGCAUCUGUAGAUCUCCAGAAUGUGCUCACUGUGUGUGAAAAUGCUAACAAGCUUCAGCUAGAUCAGUUAAAGGAACAUUGCCUAAACUUUGUGGUGAAAGAAUCGCAUUUUAAUCAAGUAAUAAUGAUGAAGGAAUUUGAACAUCUUUCCUCAUCCCUGAUAGUGGAGAUAGUACGAAGAAAACAACAGCCUCCUAUUCGAAUGCAUUCUGAUCAACCUAUUGAUAUAGGCACAUCUUUGAUUCAGGACAUGAAGGCUUAUCUAGAAGGAGCUGGGAUGGAGUUCUGUGAUAUCAUUCUACUGUUAGAUGGCCAUCCAAGACCAGCCCAUAAGGCUAUUCUUGCAGCCCGCUCCAGUUACUUUGAAGCUAUGUUCCGUUCUUUCAUGCCAGAAGAUGGACAAGUAAAUAUUUCUAUAGGUGAAAUGGUUCCCAGUAAACAAGCAUUUGAGUCAAUGCUGAGAUACAUUUAUUAUGGUGAAGUGAACAUGCCUCCUGAAGACUCCCUCUACCUCUUUGCGGCCCCUUAUUAUUAUGGCUUCUUCAACAACAGACUUCAAGCAUACUGUAAGCAGAAUUUGGAAAUGAAUGUUACAGCAGAAAAUGUGCUCCAGAUUUUAGAGGCAGCUGACAAGACCCAAGCUCUGGACAUGAAGAGACACUGCUUGCACAUCAUUGUUCAUCAGUUCACCAAGGUCUCCAAGUUGCCAAACCUCCGGUUCCUCAGUCAGCCGCUCCUUCUUGACAUCAUAGAGUCAUUAGCAAAUCACAUAUCAGACAAGCAGUGUGCAGAGCUGGGUUCAGACAUAUAAGAUACUUUCUGUAAAACAGAUAUUUUACUUGUUCACAAAACGGUAGCACUUUACAACCUCAUCUCUCUGCCUUCAUAACCAUUGCAUUCUAAGCUCUGAACGUCAACGUGAUACAGCAGAAAGCCUGAAAAGAACAUGGAAAUCUGCACUGUUACUCUCCUGUGGAUCUGUAAGGCUUACAUACUUGUGUUCGGGGUAGAAUCAGGUCUCAGGUACACCACUGUAAAAUUGAAAUUGUUUCAUAAUUUCAUAGCAGGUAGGGACCUGAGCAAAUCAUCAAGUCUGAUCCCCUGCCAUAGCAGGAAAAAGUACUGGGGUCAAACGACCCCAGCAAGAUGUUCAUCCAGCCUCCUCUUAAAGACCCCCCAGGUAGGAGCCAGCACCACUUCUCUUGGAAGAUGGUUCCAGAUCCUAGCCACCCUGACAGUGAAGUAGCACCUCCUGAUGUCUAGUCUGAAUCUACCCUCUGCCAGCUUGUGGCUGUUAUUUCCAGUCACUCCUGGUAGCACUAGGGGGAACAGGGACUCCCCCAAUGCCUGCUGGUCCCCUUUGACUAGUUUGUAAACGGCCACUAGAUCCCCCCUCAGCCUUCUCUUGUGGAGGCUGAACAGGUUCCCGUCCCGUAGCCUCUCCUCGUAGGGCCUGCCCAUCUGCCCCUGAUCAUGCGGGUGGCCCUCCUCUGGACCCUCUCCAUGCUGUCCACAUCCCUCCUGAAGUGCGGCGCCCAGAACAGGACGCAGUUCUCCAACUGCGGCCUGACCAAUGUUGCAUAGAGGGGGAGGAUCACCUCCUUGGACCUGCUCGAGAUGCAUCUGUGGAUGCAUGACAAGGUGCGGUUGGCCUUCCUGACUGCGUCCCCACGCUGUCGGCCCAUGUUCAUUUUGGCAUCAAUAAUGAGUCCAAGAUCCUUUUCUGUCUCUGCACUGAUGAGAAGGGAGUUCCCCAGCCUGUAGGUAUGCUGCUGGUUCUUCCUCCCCAGGUGCAGCACCUUGCACUUUUGUCAGUGUUGAAACCCAUCCUGUUCUCAUCUUCUUGAGGGCAAUGAAUUUAUUUCUUAUUGUCAUUGGUGUAGCUGGCUUUACAAUCUGGCACUUUUGUUUUUAUCCUGCAAAAUGUAAACUGUAAUAGAUAAAAGGAUCGCUAAGAAGUUCAAACGCAAUAUUUAAGGAUUCUUAUUUAACAAGUUUCAUAGUUAAAAUCAGAUCCAGUGGUGGGAUGUAGAAGUCGGAAAUAAUUAAACUGGAAAUAAAAUGUACAGUUUUAACAAUCGAAUGAACUGAUGGACCAAAAUACAUCAUCUCUCAUAUAUCAGAUCUUUCUAAAAUAUAAACCUUUAUUCAACCACCUUAUUGGCCUUGUUGCAUAUUUUUUUGGGUAGGAUACCGUGGCCUUUGUCAUACGGGAGACAUGGCCCUUUCUAACCAAAUGUCUCUCAGCCUUUCUGAAUCAAUGUACCAAUAAAAAGCUAAGAUCUCCUUGAAUUCCAGGAAUCACUUUUUUGAGCAUGAAGAACAUGAAACAGAGAGAGACAAGGUUCUUUGGGUAAAUCUGGUAUCUUUUAUUAGACCAACUCAGAUCUUUGAAAAAAAUGCUUCUUUGCAAGCUUUUGGGACAAACACCCUCCAUCAGGCUGAGCCCCUGCUGCUCCGGCCGGGCUCAUCGUGUCCCAAGUGGCACAUGGCUCCGCCACCACCUCUGCUGGCCGGUGCAGACCUGGCCGGGCUCCUCCUGUUCCCAGGAGCUUGUGGGAAGCCGGCUUCAGCCGCAUGCUGCUCCAGAUGGGAGCACCGGCCAGAAAGUGGCAUGCAGCUGAAGCUAGCUUCCCACAAGCUGCUGGGGACGGGAGGAGCCCGGCCGGGUCUGCACUGGCCAGCAGAGGCGGUGGCAGAGCCAUGUGCCUCUUGGGAUGAGCCCGGCCAGAGCGGCAGGGGCUCAGCUGCAUUUUCCCCCUGUCUGUGCUGGUCAGUCCUGAGCAGCACACAGCUCUGCCUCUGCUUCUGUUGGCCGAUGCUGACCUGGCCGGCCUCCCCUCCUUCCGUCCCCAGUAGCACGUGGGAAGCAGGCUUUUCCUGGCCGGUGCCAACCUGGCUGGUCCCAUCCCAUCCAGGGCAGCAUGCAGCUGAAGCCGGCUUCCCACGUGCUGCUGGGGACACCCGACUGGGUCGGCCCUGGUCAGCAGAAGUGGCGGUGAAGCCUCCUGCCUUUUGGGGCCAGCUGGCGCAGGUAGGGGGAAAGCCCAGCAGCAUGUGAGGAAGCCACCACUUGAUAGGGGACGGGAUGGGCUGCACCAGGGAGGCAAAGCUGUGGCUGAGCCCCCUGCAGCUGUGCUGUGUGCUCGUUUAAGACUGAACAAUAUGCUCAAGAAGAGAGCAUGAACGAUCUGGGCUCCAAUGUAAAUUUGGAGCGGGUAAAAAUCUUUGUAAAAAUACUGUCCAGUGUUUGGAUUGUGCUUGCUUCUGUUUCUCUUUGUGCGGGAUUGGGGGGUUCGACUUGUUACUACUUGUUAAAGAUGUGUUACUAACAAGUUAUUAAUUCAAUAAAAGUAAGUCGUCUUGAAGAUAA
This is a messenger RNA of Alligator mississippiensis (American alligator), 4950 nucleotides long. It is a transcript of the gene LZTR1, whose product is annotated as leucine zipper like post translational regulator 1. The record is from RefSeq and is a predicted model, not a curated record. Gene Ontology annotation, molecular function: protein binding. Lineage: Eukaryota; Metazoa; Chordata; Crocodylia; Alligatoridae. The transcript has 20 exons. Gene Ontology annotation, cellular component: Golgi apparatus. Bases 16 to 2388 code for a protein of 790 amino acids.